Sinocyclocheilus rhinocerous is the source of this 2107-nucleotide messenger RNA. Its product is annotated as leucine-rich repeat and immunoglobulin-like domain-containing nogo receptor-interacting protein 1. Bases 147 to 1961 code for a protein of 604 amino acids. The record is from RefSeq and is a predicted model, not a curated record. Gene Ontology annotation, cellular component: plasma membrane. The transcript is spliced from 3 exons. Gene Ontology annotation, molecular function: protein binding. NCBI's taxonomy places the organism in Eukaryota, Metazoa, Chordata, Actinopteri, Cypriniformes, Cyprinidae.
CGACCGAGUCUCAGGUGUGCUCCGCUGAUGGAGCUCGCGCUUCAGACGCCUGGCAGCAGGCUGUGAGUGGGCGAUCAGAGAGACUUUCUUUGGUAAUUGUUGGUAAUGAGAAGGAGCAGCCCCUCUGCCAGCUGGCGGGUCUCCAGAUGUGUGUGGCUGCUGAUUGGAGGAGGCUGUACUGGUGGGUGGUCCUCCAGUGGGUAGUGGCUUUAUCAGCGCCCUGCGCGAAGCGCUGCGACUGUUUGCCAAAGCUUCUGAUAGCGAACUGUUCAUCAAGACAACUGUCUUCCGUUCCCACGGGCGUUCCUGACAACACCCAGAUGCUUAACUUGACCGGUAACCACUUAAAGACUCUGUCCAGGCGGCAGUUCUCCGGCCUGACACAGUUACGCGAGCUGGACCUCAGCGAUAACGAGCUGACAGGGAUCGAGGUCGAAGCCUUCGCCGGCCUGCAGAAACUCCUCGCACUCAGAUUAUCCAACAACCGGCUGAAGAUCAUCCCGGUCGGAGCCUUUUCCGGCCUCCCCAACAUUCAGUUUCUGGACAUCAGCCAGAAUGAGAUCUUGGUGUUCCUGGACGACAUGUUCCGCGAGAUGCCGAGUCUCCAGAAGCUGGAGGCCAGCGAGAACGACCUGGUGUUCAUCUCCAGCCGCGCCUUCAGUGGCCUGGCCAACCUGCAGGAGCUGAACCUCGACCGGUGCAACCUGACGUCGGUGCCGAUCGAAGCCCUGUCGCAGCUCACCGGACUCAUGCAGCUGCGCUUCCGCAGACUCGGACUCACGACGCUUCCCAACAACUCGUUCCGCCAGCUGGGACGCUUGCGGGAUCUGCAGGUGACUCACUGUCCUUGGUUGGACUCGUUGGCCGCCAACAGUCUGUUCGGACUCAAUCUCACAUCGUUGACGCUGAGCCACUGCAACCUGAGCACCGUACCGUAUUCCCCGCUGCAUCACCUCGUCUACUUGCGAUACCUGGACUUGUCCUACAACCCAAUCACCGCCAUCCUUUCCAACAUCCUUGGGGAUUUGCUACGACUCCAAGAGCUGCAUCUAGUCGGUGCUGGGCUCCUACGAAUAGAGCCUGGCGCUUUCCGCAACCUCGCAUUUUUCCGGCUCCUCAACGUGUCGGAGAACCGCCUGGCGACCCUGGAGGUGUCGGCCUUCCACUCGGUCGCUGCUUUAGAGGUCCUUCGGUUGGACGGGAACCCGUUGGCGUGCGAUUGCCGGCUUCUCUGGGUGAUGCGCAGACGCCCGUGGUUUCGCUCCGAAGGGCGCUCGCCAGCUUGUGUCACACCUGUGCAGGUGCAAGGCAGGACUUUCGGUGACUUUACGGAGGCUGAGAUUCCCAGGGUGUUCACCUGCCGGCAGGCUCGCAUCCUUACUCGUAAACCGCAAGACGUUCGGACGGACGAAGGCCAUACGGUGUUGUUCUUCUGCGCGGCCGACGGAGACCCGGCGCCGUCGAUUAUUUGGCUGAAUCCCAAACGCUCGGUGCUCACCGGCUCGGGCCGGAUUCGCACGCUCGCCAACGGGACACUCGAGGUGCGUUACGCGCAGGUACAGGAUAGUGGGUACUAUCUGUGCAUCGCUUCGAAUGCCGCGGGGAACGACAGCAUCUCGGUGAGCCUGCGGGUGCGAGGGUUUCCGGCGUCCGCUCGCAACCGCUCCGGAUCGUUCUUUCUGGAAGGCUGGAGCUUCGCGUCCGGGCAAGCAGCGGUCAACGGAUCGCAGCCGUUUCCGUUCGACGUGAAGACGCUGGUGAUCGCGGUUACCAUGGGGUUCCUGUCGUUCCUGAGCUCGGUGGCCGUCUGUUUCAUCUUCAUGUUUUUCUGGAGUCAGAGCAAAGGGCAGAUCAAACACACGGCAACUAUCAACUUCGUGCCGCGCAGCGCUGCGACGGCGUCUGGAGGCGGACGCACGACUAUGGAGACGGGCAGGUUCACCAUGAUGAAGAUGAUCUGAAAACUACAAGCAUGCGAUGUUUGAGGUGCUACUAGAUAUCCAGAGUUUUCCCAUAAGCUUCAGCAUGAGGGUAAGAUGUAUGAAACUUGUCUGAAUGUUGGUCACUGCACAAUAUUGCUUUUUGUCUUGUUUCCCAGUACAAACAU